AUGACACGAGAUUCGGCGGCGGUCGCCGCUUUAGACGACCGCCGCCGCCGCUGCCCUAUAUCGGCGGCAUCCAACGUAGUGGACGAUGCCUCAACAUUGAUGACCAACAGUAUUGCUAUGAGCGGAUCAAGUAGCAAUGAUGACGUUGGUGGUGGAGAUGAAGGUGGUAGCCUCAAGUCCUCAUCUGAAGUGUCAACAACAACUAGCUGCUGUGGUGGUAGCAGUAGUAGCAGCAGAAGUGGAAGCGAUGAUGACGAUUCUGCCACUGUUACCAGGUUGGCCACAGCAAUUGAUGACAGUUGUUCUACAACUAUCAAAACUCUCACAUCACCGUCAUUACACAGACAUAUGGAAGACGAUAAAAAUGGUGAUAAAGAUUCUUCUAGUAGUAGUCAUAGUGAUGAAGCUACCGCGACCACUCCAACAAGUAUUGGAGGACGUCUCACGUUUUAUAAAGACGGCAAGUUUAUAUUCCAAUUAGCAGCACAUCAUCAACAAAAUUCAUACAACAAUCCAUCCGCUUUAACAUCUCCAUGCCGUUGGGUACCAGUUCCGACAGUAAUACAGCAGCACAAAAAUAAUGUUAAGUGCAUAGGUGAAUGGUCACAACAUCAGCAAAAUAAAACAAUAUGGCCUUACUCGGUUACCAAUAUUGCUUCUGACAGUAAUUCACCCCAACCGAUACAGCAAUCACAAUCACCAACAGUAAGAAUUUGUGAACGGAAGCAACAGAAUUUUCAACACAGGACGACGCCCCCGCCACUUUCUCUCAUUACCGGUGCUGUUAAUACAGCUACACAUACUGGCGGAAUAGUAGUUGCAACGACAACAAAUAUCGUUCGCAGACCUUCUAGAAAGUGUUCAACUACAGUAGCAGCAGAAAAUGUUACCGAUUUUCAGCAUCAACGCUGUCAACCACUAACACAAUUACGAGGUAUACCAAGACGCUCACAGCAACACCAACAUCAGGCGUUCAUGAUGGUCGCCCCUGAGGCAAUUAAGGUUCAGAGGCGUUUAUUGUCGUUGCCAAAAAAGCAGCGUCUCUGGUGUCAACGAAAGAGAAAAUCAAUGACUAGAAACUCCCUGUUACAAGAACUUAAGCCCCCUCAAAUAAAUUUAGAAUGUGUUGUACGUAACCUAUGGUGUCGGCGACAUACAACGGAAUUGUUAUUGCGCAGACAACUGUCAAUCAAUAAUAGUGGAGAUAAUGUUGCUGCUGCUAUUUCCGCUGUUGUUGAUGUUACCCCUACAGUGGCUUCUCGUCAUGUUUCUGUCUCUACGGCAAGUGUUGUCGAUUCCACUUGUCCAAAUGCAGGAGGUAGCAAGCGGCGAUCAAUGGUUUCUCUAUCGCCCUCCACCGCUAUCCUAAUUCCCACCACCGCCACUACUAUGAUCAUUAGUAAUAAGAGUGGCAAUAGUAGCCCUCACAAAAAAUAUAAAUUGGGAUACCAGCAGCCACAGGAACAGAUUCUACCUCCACAGCGACGAGUGGUAGUUGAUAAAAGUGUGAAAAAAUCGAUUACUCAACCUCCGCAGCAAAUGAUUUCUACCAACGAUCACAGCAUAACUGCGAUAUUGUCUGGUGGUGCGGCGGGUGCAAAACGCUCUAGUAGUAGUGGUGCUGUUUCUAUGGUAAUGGAAUUAGAAAAUGGCGUUGUUACCACAACCACUACUACUAGUGCAGUAUUGUCACCACAUAAAAACCUUCAUACACCAUCACCUGCGCCGCUAUCGUUAUUGCGGACGUUGCUCAAGAGUCCCAGUGGUGAAAGUGGUUCACCGCCCAUAGCUGCUACUACAAACGGUGUUGGAUACAGGCAUCACACAAAUGGUAGCAGAAAAAGAUCAUCAGUGGAAUCGACAACUGUUUCAUCAAUACCACCUAUUAACUCUGCUACCAUUAAAGUUGAAAAUGGCCACGGAACUUCGACCAUUGCAAUACCAUCUGUAGGUGCUAAUGCAUCAGAUAAUGCUUCUGCCGUUCUAACUGCUCUUCAUCAACUUCCACCUAUUCACCACCCGGCUGCUGGGCAGUUGGCCGCAGCUGGUUACUUUAAUGUGUUGUACCAUCAAGCCGCAAUGGCUGCUGCUAUGGCGUAUCAAACCCACGCACAACUGCCUCAGCCGUUGCCUAAACCUCAACAACCAUCUUUGUUAUCUUCACAAUUUCCCACCACCAGUGGUGCCAAUAGCACUUGGGAACGUCAACUGAACCGGCGGCCGCCUCAUCUACAUCCAUCAGAAAUUAUUGUUGGAAGUGGAGUUACCAACGCCACCAUCUCUUCGUCUACAUCGACGGUCGUGGCACCUUACUCUUCACCUUUGGUAGCUGCCACUGUCAAUGGCAGUAGUUUAUUGCCACCUGCUACUCCGUCACCGCCACCUCCUUUAAUGUUGCAUCCUCAUCCUGUUCACCCUCACCAUUUAUUGUUACACCAUCAGCAGCAAUAUCAACCAGCACCCACGGUACAACAACAACCAUCGCCGUUCCAUCAACACAACCAUCGGCAACAGUGUAGUAGCGUCAAAAAAAGAAGUGGAGGGGCAAUUAGUGAUACUGAAUAUGGUGUUUGCUUAGAAGAAAAUAAUUCGGGAGUUGUAGCUACCCUAGACGAAGAGUCAUCCUCUUCUGCCGAUUGUGUGCCGCUCAACCUAUCCAAGGAUUCUAUAGCUGAAAAUGUCAGUGGUACUAGUCCAACGGCAAGAGUCAGGUGA
Molecule: messenger RNA, 2715 nt
Organism: Macrosiphum euphorbiae (potato aphid)
Lineage: Eukaryota; Metazoa; Arthropoda; Insecta; Hemiptera; Aphididae
Source: the annotation of a GenBank genome assembly